AUGAUAAAAAAACGUUCUUCUUCGCAGUUAAAAUCAAACAGCCACCAUCCUGCCUUUAUGGUUUCUUCAUCCUUGUCUCACCAAAAAAAUGCUCUCUCUGGAAUUGAACCUCCCAUCAAGAGGAGAAAAGUAGAACAAUCUUCCAGAAUCUUUGAUGUGUUCAUCAACCACAGAGGCCCCGAUACAAAACAAACUCCAGGUACUCAGCUUUACAACUCUCUUAAGGAGAUACAUAUAAAGGCAUUUCUUGAUUCGGAAGAGAAGGAGCUUGGAGACUCAUUUCCUUCAACCAUCGAGACUGCAAUUGCAUCUGCUUCAGUGCAUAUUGCAAUUUUCUCAAAAAGAUAUGCAGAGUCAGCUUGGUGUCCGUCUGAGCUGGUUCUUAUGUUACAGAGUAAGGCUAGGAUUAUUCCCCUGUUUUUCCAAGUGGAGCCAUGGGAACUCCGCUACAUCGAUAAUGGAGUAUAUGCUGAAACAUUCGCUAAAUAUGAAAAGGAGAAGAGGUAUCUGGACAAGAUUGAGGAGUGGAAGGAAGCCCUUCAAUCGGUUUCGUUUACCACAGGCUACAAGUUCAACAAUUCAGAAAGUAGAAAUGCCAAAUAUCCAGUCGGACUUCAUAAGAUCGUAAAAGAUUUUGAAAGGCGUUGCCUUAAUGAGCUUGUUCAAGAUUUUGAAAGCUACUGUGGAAUGAAGAGAGCAGCAAAAGAGAAAGCUAAUGUUGUCGGCAUUUUUGGUAUGGGUGGGGUUGGGAAGACAACUCUCGCCAAAGAGUUGUUCAACCAGAAUAGAUCAAAAUACAGAAGGGCAAGUUUUCUGUUUGACGUGCGGGAAGCCUAUGCCAACGAUGACAUUGAUCAUGUGGAACAGUUAGAUGCUCUAUUGGUCAUGGAUAUAUUGAAUAAGCCUGGUAAUAAUCUUGUGAUUAUUACAACGAGAGAUGUAGGGGUUCUUGUAAGUGCAGGAAUUGAUAUUGGUUAUCAUUUGAAAGGAUUGGAUAGAGAAGAUGGGAGAGACCUGUUUUGUUGGCAUGCUUUCAACCAACCCCUUCCUGUUAGUGGACACGAGGAUCUAGUUAAGGACUUUGUGAACAUGUGUGGAGGCUUACCUCUGUCUCUUCAAGUUCUGAGCCGACAUGUUUCUGGUAGAGAUCAGUAUUAUUGGCAAGAAGUAUUGAAGAAAGUCUGUAAGACUCUGCACACAGUGCACAGAGAUAUAAACCAGAGACUCAAGAUAAGCUUUGAUACAUUAGAUGAUGUAGAAAAACAGAUUUUCAUGGAUAUAGCAUGCUUUUUCAUUGACAAAUCUGUUACCAAGGCUAUGAUCAUAUGGAAGGGAUCUGGAUGGAAUGCUCACUAUGCUUUGGAAACACUAAAAGAGAAAUGUCUCGUUGAGGAAGUUGAGAUAAGGUAUCUGAAUAGGCUAGAAUGGAAAUGGGAAUAUAGCUCAGAUGGAUCCAUUUUGAGAAUGCAUGACCACCUGCGAGACUUGGGAAGAGAAAUGGCACUUGAGCUUGGCUCUCCUCAUCGCCUGUGGCGUCCUCAAGAUCUUAAGUCUUUUGUAAGCUUGCUAUUCCACCAUAUUAUCAUUUGUAAUUGA
Molecule: messenger RNA, 1596 nt
Organism: Cryptomeria japonica (Japanese cedar)
Lineage: Eukaryota; Viridiplantae; Streptophyta; Pinopsida; Cupressales; Cupressaceae
Product: disease resistance protein Roq1-like
Exons: 4
Coding region: 1-1596 (531 amino acids)
Biological process (GO): defense response; signal transduction
Molecular function (GO): ADP binding
Source: RefSeq, a predicted model, not a curated record